AUGGAACGGAUAUUGAAGCGAACUAUUGAGGGCAUUAGACUUGAUACAAAAAGUCUGGCCAAAAUGGCUGAUGCACUUGAUGCUGAUGCAUCAGAUGCCAAAGAAGUAGAAGGGCUUGUGAUAGAUGACGAGGCUUGCACAAUGGAGCCUGUUGGAGAUACGGUUACGCAUUUCUCCGGUGAAUUUUCAUAUUGGAAUUUCUCCAUGCGAGUCAAGGAUCACAUUGAGAAACGAAUGCAAGGUUUAGGAAGUAGGGACCUUCAUGACUCGGAUCAGGAAGAGGAGCCGCCACGCGUUCGUCACCUGCGACCAGGACGAGCUCAUUUAUCCGCCGCUAUAUCCUGUUGUCCUCCACGGCAGAUUGCAGAUUUCUUGGCGAGAACUUUCUUCAAAUACGCAGAAUCACAUUACUUCUUUGUUGACCAGACUUGGCUCUCUGAAAGGAUGAAUAUGUUCUAUAACGAUCAAGGGGGCUUCGCCAAGAAAGGCUGUGAAGUUACUAUCAGCAUUCUCCUCAUGGUAUUCGCUAUUGGCACACAAUAUGCCCAUUUAGAAUCCUCUGCUCAUAAUCCUUCGAGCUCCACCGAAUCUAACUUUGCCGAGGAGGACAUCGGCACGGCAUUCUAUCAACAAGCCAUUCGCCUUUUACCGGAGAUUAUCGAACAUUCAUCCGUUGAAAGUGUACAAGCCUGUUUGCUUUUUGGUUGCUACGCGCUUGCAUUUGAUGCCUCGGGGCUGGGAUAUAUUUACAUCAACAUCGCCAUUAGACUCGCCACGCAGAAUGGCAUGCACCGAAAGUGCAAGAGUGAUGCAUUCAGUCCAACGAUGAUCGAGACAAGAAAUCGUGUAUGGUGGACUGCAUAUCUGCUCGAAAGAAAAAUAUCCAUCUUUCAUGGUCGACCACUGUCAAUGCUCAGAGCGGAUGUGGAUGCCAAUAUUCCUCUUCAUCAACCAGCAUUGAAAAUGGGCGACUCUCGAGCUAGUGUCGCACGCGCAGAAGCGUCUAUUCAGCUGAUCUAUUUUCUAGAAGAUAUAUACAACGAAAUUACCGUGCUUCGGAGCUGCCAAAAACAGCAAGUAUCGAAGAUCAUCAAGAGCUUGCUGACUCGCAAAAUGUCUUUGCAAACUUGGUGGAAUUCUCUUCCCGAGGAGGUUUUGAAAGAAAGAACUCGAUCCCCAAUGCAUGUUCGCUCAAUAAUGCAUCUACGGUUGGAGUACUGCCUGGUCCGAAUGUUCAUGGGGCGUCCAUUUCUGCUCAAAAAAGAAACAUCAAGCACGAUGGGUAACUCACCCCACUCAGAGACCAGUCCCUCUGAAACCCAUACAGCGAUCGAACCCGGAAGCCAGAAACUCUCUCUCACUCGCAGAGACUUAAUCGAAGACUGCAUUGAGGCAGCAACCGAAGCAUUGGGAAUUUGCCAAAAUAUCAGAGAUAAUGGCGCUGGUCUGGCGCGAGCCUCUUAUAUCGAGUAUAGCUCAUGUCGAGCAUCAUUGCUCGUGCUGAUUGCUUACUCCAUACAAAACUUUUCAGAGCAAUUCCGGAAACUACUGUACACUGGCUUGGAUAUGAUUCGAAAAUUGUCUGUGGCUGGAGAGUCAGCUCGUUACGAGGUCGCCUUGAUUGAGACACUCGAGCGGGCCCUGGCCCGCUUGCAUACUGGACCUCAGCAGUCUCAACAUAGCGAGGGUAUGACACAACCUGAGGUAGCUGUAUCAGAUUAUGAGGUAUUCAAGCACUGGGGUGCGAGAUUACGAAACGAAGCUAUAAUCGAGGCGCCUGGACUAACAAAUGCCCCAGCUCCUCACGUCGGGGCAUCUCCGACUUCUAGUCAACUUUGCGACAAUGAUAAGAUUGGGGGAAUUGACUGCGCGGAAGCAUCAUUUGACAAAGAUUUCGACACAGGAAUGUUUGGAGCUUUGGACUCCGUUAUAGGAAUGACCAUCUUUGGCACCGAAAAUUCCUCUCCAUCAGCAGCAUGGCCAACUUGGACAGAGACCCAGGUCCUGGAGCAAUUCCUAACUAAUCCGGAGUUUGGAGGAAACCAGGGAAUGAUGAACAGAUAA
Penicillium longicatenatum is the source of this 2064-nucleotide messenger RNA. RefSeq names its product transcription factor domain-containing protein. The record is from RefSeq and is a predicted model, not a curated record. Gene Ontology annotation, biological process: DNA-templated transcription. The transcript has 5 exons. NCBI's taxonomy places the organism in Eukaryota, Fungi, Ascomycota, Eurotiomycetes, Eurotiales, Aspergillaceae. Gene Ontology annotation, molecular function: DNA binding; zinc ion binding. Bases 1 to 2064 code for a protein of 687 amino acids.